This is a messenger RNA of Phytophthora sojae, 315 nucleotides long. RefSeq lists its product as hypothetical. The annotation marks the transcript as partial. The record is from RefSeq and is a predicted model, not a curated record. Lineage: Eukaryota; Oomycota; Peronosporomycetes; Peronosporales; Peronosporaceae. The transcript has 2 exons.
AUGGUCGUGCACCGCAAGAAGAAGCAGCGGCAGCGCUUCCUGCUGUCCAAGUCCACGCACUUCGUCGUGGCCAACACCAUGAAGCACGCGCUGGAGAUCUACAACAAUGAGGCGCGGACGGAGCUUGUGUACUUGCUGUCGCUUGCGGACGCAGUGCUGAGCUUCGAGUCGGACAACGCCAAUAUCGUCAUGGAGAAAUGUUUCUGCGUGGAGGUGCGAACCUGGAAGAAGAAGAACACGCUGCGCCUACAGCCCCAGGGCUUUAUAUUCUUCGAGGAGAACCAGGCUCGCAUGCUGCUGUGGGUGAAAUGCAUC